AUGGGUCUUGGUUUCAGCUCCCAGAAGUCCCAGAUCUACUUUCCCGCGACACCUGCAAACGUGAAAGUACGGAGAGCUCGGGGAUCGAAAGAGACGAUACUUUGUUCGUUGCGGAAAAUCAUAGAGCGCAGGUGCCCUGCCUUAUUUGAGGACUUUUCGCCUGCUUGGUGGUUGUUCAAUGGACAUUUACAAACAUUAUAUUGCGUUGCCGGAGAAUUCUCUCACAUAGACAAAAUAAAAUACGACAGAACCUACCUUCACUUGCUAGAUGGUGGAACAUUGUCCGAAUGCCUCGAUUUCACGUCAACUCAUGAAGAUUUAGCGGACGAUUCGCCUAUCCUUAUAGUUCGAAGCUCUGAUCUCCUGUCUGUAGGUGGCUACGAGGCCUAUAUCCGGGCGAUUCUAGCACCGGCUUGCUCUUCUGUAGAGAAAGGUGGUCUUGGGUACCGAGGAGUGGUCGCCAAUAUCCGUGGCUGUGCUGGCGUACCAGUUCAUGGAGGUCCGACCGAUGACUUGCGGCAGGCGCUUCUUUAUAUAUCAAAACGCUUUCCUGCUGCGCCCUUAAUUGGACUCGGAUUCUCACUUGGCGCAAACAUCGUUCUACGGUAUCUUGCCGAAGAGAAGGAGCUAAGUCGAUUAUCGACUGCCUGCAUUCUGAGCUGUCCUUGGCAUCUAAAGAUCAAUAGUAAAAUAACAGUGUCCAAUCUUCUCGGUCCUUACGGCUACGUUAGCGCGAGGGGGAUCCACGACAGCCUCGUACGAUUUCUUACGAUUCACUUCGUGCCGACGUUCACGCAGGCACCUUUCCACGAAGCAUUAAUGACAGCCACGGUAUCCCGAGAAUCGACAACACUCACGCAAUUCCACUAUCAUUCUACCCGUCCCCCAAAUAGCAGUGUACCGCAGGCGUAUGACUUUGCCACCGUGAAAGAUGACGCUACAUGGGCGUCUAGCCUGGCUGACGUACGAGUUCCGCUGUUAACGCUGAAUGCGAAGGAUGACCCAAUCGCUUACACCUCCCCUGCCGGGGUGGAAAAUGAACAUGUCUGUAUGGUUGUCACGCCAGGAGGUGGACACCUUGGAUGGUUCGAGUCCUGGAACACCCGAUGGGUUGCGAGACCGGUCUUACAGUGGUGUAAGAUGAUAGUGGAAGACUUCGUGUUGGAACCGAAGUCUGGAAGAGAGACAUAUAUUGCGGAGGGCGGUUUCUUGAAGGAAGUGGGCCAAGAUCAUAUUGGAUGCAUGGAGAUUGAGGGGGGCCUAGAAGGCAUGAUAGUCGGAAUGAACCCGGAGGAAUUUUCUUUUGAAUGA
Guyanagaster necrorhizus is the source of this 1311-nucleotide messenger RNA. Its product is annotated as AB-hydrolase YheT. Gene Ontology annotation, molecular function: acetylesterase activity; monoacylglycerol lipase activity. Bases 1 to 1311 code for a protein of 436 amino acids. NCBI's taxonomy places the organism in Eukaryota, Fungi, Basidiomycota, Agaricomycetes, Agaricales, Physalacriaceae. Gene Ontology annotation, biological process: medium-chain fatty acid catabolic process; medium-chain fatty acid biosynthetic process. The record is from RefSeq and is a predicted model, not a curated record. The transcript has 8 exons.